AUGUCGCAUAAGAAAACCAGAAAAAAUCGUACUGCAAAGAGUUUCGGAGAUAUCACUCUGAACGAUUUUGCAAAUUCGAGCAUAUGUAAAAGCAGACUGAAGAAAUCAUCAAAUAAUGUGAAUGAAGUGAUAAAGAAUAUCAAAGAAGAUAAGAGUUGGGAUGAGAAGACUGAAGAAUUUGAAGGUGAUUUUAUAGAGGAACUAGAUGAAGAUGGUAAUGUUGUGUUUGUUAUUAAGAAAACAGAGCCAAGGAGAAGAAAGAAAACAAUAUCAAGUUGUGAAGAUGUGAAAUGUGGAAUAGGAAAUGACUAUCCAAUUGAUAUUUGGUUCAUAAUUUCUUCAUAUAUUAGGCCUGAAGAUGUUGGCAAAUUUGCUGGAAUUUGUAGGGCUUCAUUUGAAGUUGUUUGUACAGCAAAAUUCUGGUAUUGCCUUUAUAGACGCUACUAUACUUCUGUCCCUAAUAUGCCAGAACAAUUACAACCUGAAUGUCUAGUACGAAAAUACAGUUUGAGAACUUCUGUGAUUCGGGCAUUAUACUACAUGUAUCCUCCAUUUGUUAACAAAAUCAAAUCUGACAGUACCACAAUGGAAGUCCAUCCUGAUAUACUUUGUAAAAGACAGUGUGAGUCUUUAUGGCAUCAGAAACAGAAAGGGCAGUGGAUAUACUAUUUUAAGAUGAGAGAGAGGAGAGACAAUACUUUGCAACAUUCCAGAAGUGAUUUCAAGCAGCCUGACUUGUUAGAAAUGCUGGAUGAUGUUUCUGCAAACCCAGAUGAACACUGUCGUGUUUUGCAGAUUGUUUGUAAACAUUUCAUUGGAAUUUCACCAUUACUGGGCCAAGUGCUGACAUCUGCGUCCCUCACCCUCUCCCAAGGAUUCCGCCAUCACCGACUGCAACUGUGCUUCGGCUCCGGCGUCCAGGGCUAUCGCUCGCCAGAUGGCGCCACUACCUCCACCAUCGUGCUCGACCCGGUGAUCAAUUACAAGGUGCUGGACUGGUGGCACCCCCUUUAUCCCCACACUCACAGCAUGCAGUGCCUGCUGAACCACGAAUAA
Molecule: messenger RNA, 1056 nt
Organism: Phaedon cochleariae (mustard beetle)
Lineage: Eukaryota; Metazoa; Arthropoda; Insecta; Coleoptera; Chrysomelidae
Source: the annotation of a GenBank genome assembly